Molecule: messenger RNA, 180 nt
Organism: Mixia osmundae IAM 14324
Lineage: Eukaryota; Fungi; Basidiomycota; Mixiomycetes; Mixiales; Mixiaceae
Exons: 2
Coding region: 1-180 (59 amino acids)
Source: RefSeq, a predicted model, not a curated record
AUGCAAUCGUCGGAUGAGGCCGGGGGUACAACAGUCGAAGAGAUCGUGCUAGCUUCGGAGCCAGGUGAGGCCCUGCAGCUUGGCUCACACGAACUGAUUGAGAGCAGGAAUAGAGGCGGGACGCGUUGCUACAGGACGCUGCUGCAGACGAUGACUGGCAGAAGGGGACGCCGCCUUUGA